Molecule: messenger RNA, 809 nt
Organism: Annulohypoxylon maeteangense
Lineage: Eukaryota; Fungi; Ascomycota; Sordariomycetes; Xylariales; Hypoxylaceae
Exons: 1
Coding region: 99-716 (205 amino acids)
Source: RefSeq, a predicted model, not a curated record
CCCACUACAUCUUCACAACGAUUUGUGUAAGCGCCGACACGACUCAUCAAUUAUCGGCAAUUUCCAAUGAAGAAAGGUUCUCCCUUUCUGGCGGUAUCAUGACCGUCUUCGGAAGCUCCUCGAAGAGCAAUCGGGGUUGCGACUCGCCUACAAAGCGGAAGCGAGCUGACACAGAUCCGAUCCUUUCUAACAAGCGACCUCGACCAGAAAACAGCCCCAACCCUUCAUCGACCGAGGAUGCUAGAAUAUUACAAGCCGUGGAGUCCAAAUACGACGUUCGAACCCACUCGAUAAUCUCAUCAUCCAAGAUCCAGAAAAAGGUGACUGCGAUUCUUCAACAUCUUGCUUCCCCUGCGACAAAGACGACUGUAUCUAUCCUACGCUCCAAAGCUUCCGACGCGGGCAAGUUAGUCUCAAUAGCCGAAAUUGCAAAGCGGGAGUUAAGAGAGCAGGCGGGCAAUGAGUGCGUUUGGUUUCAGUACGUCGCGAUUGGGGAGGAGCUCAAAGAAAUACCAAGAGAUGAAGGUAAUACUAUCAUUGAGGAGACAAGGCUCGGUAACGACGAUUUCGAAGUCAUGAAGACCCCAUUUGAAAGAGCCAUUGAAGGCCAGCCCCGCUUGAGAGGAGUCCCUGUCAUAAGUUUAUUCCUUUGCCGAGUCUCUAUCGAGGAAUUAAAGAAGCGAUAUGGAGAACAGACAAACACAUCUUCGACAUAGCCAGCUAAGUGGUGCUAGUAUUCUCGCCGAGAGAUGUAGCAACCAAUACGAACACCAAUUAAGGCACCUUGCAUCAGUAUGAGGAACCACAGG